Messenger RNA from Alosa alosa (allis shad), 1933 nucleotides. Its product is annotated as cytochrome P450 2J2-like. NCBI's taxonomy places the organism in Eukaryota, Metazoa, Chordata, Actinopteri, Clupeiformes, Clupeidae. Gene Ontology annotation, cellular component: intracellular membrane-bounded organelle; cytoplasm. The transcript is spliced from 9 exons. The record is from RefSeq and is a predicted model, not a curated record. Gene Ontology annotation, molecular function: iron ion binding; heme binding; oxidoreductase activity, acting on paired donors, with incorporation or reduction of molecular oxygen, reduced flavin or flavoprotein as one donor, and incorporation of one atom of oxygen. Gene Ontology annotation, biological process: xenobiotic metabolic process. Bases 68 to 1549 code for a protein of 493 amino acids.
UAGCCUGCCCUGGCCUGCCCUGCUCUCAGCUCUAGGUCAAAGCAGACAGAUUUGUGAGGUUAGCGAAAUGUUUCAUAUUUCGGAAUUGAUUGACAUCAAGAGCUUUUUGCUCCUUCUCUCCAUUGUCCUUCUGGUGUACUACAUCAAAACCAAACCACCUAAGAAUUUUCCUCCUGGACCGUGGUCAUUGCCUUUUAUCGGAGACUGGCAUCACAUUGACUUCAACAGAGUCCAUCUCCAGUUUGUCGAGCUUGCUGGAAAAUAUGGGCGCAUUUUCAGUGUUAAAGCUUUUGGACCGAGGACUGUUGUUCUCAAUGGACACAAGUUAGUGAGACAAGCAUAUGUCAACCAAGGAGAAGACUUUGUUGACCGGCCAUCCUUGCCUAUGUCUGCUGAUAUUAUAGGAGACAAAGGGCUUAUUAUGGCUAAUGGGUAUGCAUGGAAGCAGCAGAGAAAGUUUGCUCUUCACACCCUGAGGAGAUUUGGAUUGGGCAAUAGAAGCCUUGAGCCCUCCAUUCUUCAAGAAUGCAGAUAUUUAAAUGAAGCCAUCGCUAAUGAGCAAGGUAAAGCCUUUGACCCCCACUGGCUUAUUAACAACGCUGUGUCCAACAUAAUUUGCGUGCUGGUGUUUGGGGAGCGCUUUGAGUACUCCAACGAUGACUUUCAGUCCCUCCUGAAGAACAUCAACGAGAUCUUUCUCCUACAGGGAGGAGCUUGGCCUCAGUUGUACAACAUGUUUCCAUGGAUAAUGCGCAGAGUGCCAGGCCCACACAGAAAACUAUUUUCCCUUCUGAAUGGAGUGAUUGGUUUUGUCAGGAGGAAAAUAGAGGACCACAGAGUGGACCUUGACCCUUCAAACCCCAGGGACUACAUUGAUUGUUUCCUUGGAGAAAUGGAAAAGUGGAAGGAUGAUGAAGCAUCAGGCUAUAAUAUGGAGAACUUGUGCUACUGCACUCUGGACCUGUUUGUAGCAGGAACUGAGACCACAUCUACCACCUUGUACUGGGGGCUCCUGUACAUGAUCAGAAACCCUGAGAUACAGCGGAAGGUGCAAGAAGAGCUAGACCGAGUGGUCGGAUCUUCACGACAGCCCUCCUUGUCUGACAGGGAGAACUUGCCUUACACAGACGCCGUGCUCCACGAGACCCAGAGAAUUGGAAACGUCCUGCCUUUAAAUCUGCCCAGAAGCACCACCAAAGACACCCAAGUUGACAACUACAUCAUUCCCAAGGGCACAGCGGUGGUGGGCAGCCUGAACUCUGUUCUGUUUGAUGAGACGGAAUGGGAGACUCCUCACACCUUCAACCCAGGACACUUCCUGGAUGCAAAGGGGAAGUUCAGGAGGAGGGAGGCCUUCCUCCCCUUCUCUAUAGGGAAGAGAGUGUGCCUGGGAGAGCAGCUGGCCAGAAUGAACCUCUUUCUCUUCUUCGCCUCCCUGCUCCACCAGUUCUCCUUCUCAUCGUCAGAGGGAGUGCAGCCCAGUCUGGAGUUUCGACUUGGAUUCACUCGCAGUCCUCUGCCCAGUCAACUCUGCGCUGUUCCACGCUGAGAGGCUUUCUUUAAAAUGCUGUGCGUCCCUUUAAAUCUGACCUGUAUUUGUAUGAAUCCAGAUUGUAGUAGAGGAGGGCCUACACAUGGUGUUGUUACUUGCGGAUACACAAGUCUUUGACAUAACUUUAAACAAGUGACAUAAUCAGGUGAAGCCUGAAACUGUUUUGUUAUUUAUGUAAUAAAAUGAAACAUGGAACGGGGAUUCACACAACAAGGAAGGCGUCUGCUUGAUAACCAAAGUUAAAUGCUGUCAAAGGAUGUUCUGUUGGUGAUGUUUUUUGAUAAAGGGUGCUUAGUUGGUGAUUUUGUUUUUGAUGGUGAAGAAGCUUGUCUGUUGAUUGGCGUUGUGGGAAAUCUCCUACCCACCUACUGCAUUACGUGA